Molecule: messenger RNA, 963 nt
Organism: Centruroides sculpturatus (bark scorpion)
Lineage: Eukaryota; Metazoa; Arthropoda; Arachnida; Scorpiones; Buthidae
Product: tudor domain-containing protein 1-like
Exons: 5
Coding region: 1-963 (320 amino acids)
Source: RefSeq, a predicted model, not a curated record
AUGGAAUCUGCUGAAGUUGUCAAAUGUGAAUAUACAGUUAGUGUAGGUCAAUAUUUCCUUGCACCAUAUGUGAAAGAUAAUAAUCUCCAUAGAGUGAAGGUGUUGAAGCUAUUAUUAGAAAAUAACUUAUUAGUUCAUUACAUUGAUUAUGGUAAUGAAGGUACUAUUCCUAUUUCUUCCUUACGACUGUUGCCAUCAUCUUUUGCUAGCAUUCCUUCACAAGCUAUUUUAUGUUUUUUAGAAGGAAUACCUCCUAAAGGAUUGGUUUUAGAUAUUUUUAAAGAUCUUGUAUGUACUAAAGAUGUUUUUGCUGUUAUUUCUCCUCCAGUUGAAGAACAGUAUCCAGUAAAAUUAUUUAUAAAAUCACUAAAUGAAAAUGAAACUUCAUUUGAAAUGGUUGACAUUACACAAUAUAUACUUAAUCAUAUGAAGAAUUCUUGUGUGUCAAAAGAUAUUCUGGUUUCUGACUCCACAUCUGAAAAUUCAAAAACAAUUGAAUCUGCAUGUCAAGAUGCUGAAAUCGAUAAGUUGAAGGAAUGUGAAUAUAUGUUGCUGUCAAAUAAUAGUUCUAAUGAUAUGUCAUCUAUUGAAAAUAGUUUUUUAAAAGAUAUAAAAUAUGAAAUGCUUGAAUUUGGUACUAAUUUUCAUAGAUAUUGGAAUCUUAGAGUGCCUGAACCUGAUAUUCCUGGAGAUAAUUCUAUAUUGAUAAUGUUAACCUCUAUUACUAGUCCUAGUGACUUUUUUGCCAACAUUUUAUCAAGUAGAAAUUACUUAUUAGAUACAUUAGAAGAAAGAAUGAAUAAAUUUUAUGAGACAUGUCAUAUGAAAUAUAUUAAUGAAGAUAAAUUAAUACAGCCAGGCAUAUUUUGCUGUUGUAAAGAUAAUGAAGGAAAGUGGAAUAGAGCAAAAAUCAUAAAAAUUCUUAAAACUGAAGAAAAUAAUGAGGUAGCAUAUUUUAUCUAA